AUGCCUACUUAUUUGAUGUCAUCCAUAUCUCAUCUCAGACAUAAAGAUGCAAUCAAAUCAGUAGCCUCAGAGAAGAUCUUAAAUGAGAUAAGUAUUUAACACCUCUAUAAAGAUACUGUACACCCUUUUGUGGAAGUUUCUUUUCAACACACUGUAUAUCAAACCAGUAGUGCAAGUGGAUCUCAUCCAUGCUGGAAUGAAGAAAUUAGAGUAGAUUUUGUCUCAUCAGGACAUGAUUACAGUUUCUCAAGUUUGUCUAAAAUAAAAGAUAAUAUAUAUAUCAACAUUUUUGAUGAAAUGAUGAUUGAAAAACAUGAGGAUCACUGUCUAAAGAACUGCAGUGGUCACUUGUAUAUAAGAAAGAAUUGGCUUGGGUCCAUUGUCUUCCCUUUCUCUACUCUUCUGCAACAGUCUGAGUUUUCAGAUCAAAUAGAUGUUUUGCAGAGAGCACAGAUUUUUAAAAGACAUUGUAAGGCGAUGUUUCCCAAACGAAGAAUCACAACUACUGUUUUUAAUAAUGAAGGGAUACAGAUCUUAGUAACAAGAUAUAUCAAGGCAUUAAAUCCACCUCAACAACUUCUGGAUAUAUUUCUUCACGAUUCUAACAUGACAUUUGACCUCAUUGCUCGAUUUGUAUCUCUGAUUCCUUUUAUGCCUGAUACACUGGAUGAAAAUGAUAGCUUUGAUAUUUGGAUGACAUCAGAGCGCUGUAUCAGUUUGGCUAUUGGAAACAAGGAGGAGCAUGCCAUACUUCUCUGUAAUUACUUUUUGUAUUUUGGAAAGAAAGCCUUGGUUCUCCUGGGAACUUCAAUGUUGGAAGGACAUGUGGCUUAUGUGUUAACUCAGGAAACUGAUGAAUAUUUGCUUUGGAAUCCACUAACUGGGCAAUAUCACAAGCAGUUUGAUCCAUUUUGUCCUUUACAAAGUGUAGACUGUUUGUUUGAUGAUGGAAAUGUGUGGUUUAAUAUCCAGCAGAAUAAUACACCAAUGGCUGUACAUUUUGACUAUUCAAAGGAAGGUUUCUGGAAACAGUUAUUUCCAAAAAAUUUUCAAGGGCCAAAAGCACAAAGCAUACAGCCUAAAGAAAUAAUUUAUUCAGAUACUAAUAAAAGCAUGGUAGAAGACUUAAGGAACAGAAUUGAAAGAUCUCUAAAGUGUAAAAUGAUGGAAUGGCGACCUAAACAGCCAACACGUUGGAAUCGACAAUGUACUUCUAUUUUGCGACAAAUCCUUCCUAAGCUGGAACCUGGAACAGGAAGCUUUGUUUCAUUUGAAGAAGAGAGUGAAUUUGAAAGACUGCUACAAUUUUAUUGGGUGGCAGGAUUUCCCAUCCAGAUGCCAUACACUGAUGUCCAGUCAGUUAUUGAUGCUGUGUACCAAACUGGAAUUCACUCUUCUGAUGUUCCCCAGACAGAAUUUGCUCUAGCUGUAUACAUUCACCCAUACCCAAACAACAUAUUAUCUGUUUGGGUCUAUUUGGCUUCCUUAGCCCGACAUCAGUGACAAAAGAAGAGAAAAUGGAAGAAUUGUAUUUUGGGUCCUUGGAUCUGAAGCAGCCAACACUCUUCUGAUACUUUGGGAUUUUGCUGCGUAUCCUCAAGUCCAGCCAAGUGCUGAGCCCGGUUAUCAGUCCACUUCUAGAGUUGUGCACCAUGGAGACUCAUCUUGGAUCUUUGAAGACAGUCUAGAUGACCUCCUCACCAGAGACCUCCUCAAAAGAGGACCUUUAGGGCAGUCUGGCUGCCUUCAGUCACUGUCUACAUGUCUUAUUCUGGGAAAGAAACACCUCUGGCCUUUCCACCUAAGACCAGUGUUCCUCAAAUUGUGGGCCUCACACCACCCUGACCACAAUCACCUGGGGAGCCUUGAUGA
Messenger RNA from Orycteropus afer afer, 1872 nucleotides. NCBI's taxonomy places the organism in Eukaryota, Metazoa, Chordata, Mammalia, Tubulidentata, Orycteropodidae. The record is from RefSeq and is a predicted model, not a curated record.